GUCGUGGGUUGAGGCUUGUCCACGGACCGUAGGGUUGGGACAACGCUGCCUGCUGCUGUGAGGGCUCUCCGCCCGGCGGCUCACCUGCCUCCAGCCAGGGAUCCACCUGGAUCCCCAAGAAUGACAGGCCCAAGGACAGUUAAUUGACAGCUCUGUUACACUCCGUGAUUCUAGACACGCACUUUGGGAUGCUGAGUCAUUCGAUCCCAACGUUAAAACACGGGGAAACGCAAUUUCUCUGGGUUUGGGGAUCGUCCUAAAGCCUAAGCCAUGGCUUGUUGUGGCUGUGACGGACAAGUUUUUACUUUGAGUAAUCCUUAAAUGAAGAGUGGAUAAAACCUAUAUACGGAAGAGAGACUCCAAUCAACAAUAUCAAUAAGUUGAAAAAAGAAAAAUGUUGUCCUUAAGUAACCUACAAAAUAUCAUCUAUAACCCGACAGUCCCCUAUGUCAGCACCAUUACUGAGCAGUUGAAGCCUGGCUCUCUGAUUGUAAUCCGUGGGCAUGUUCCUAAAGAUUCAGAAAGAUUCCAGGUAGACUUUCAGCAGGGCAACAGCCUGAAGCCAAGAGCAGAUGUGGCCUUCCACUUUAACCCUCGCUUCAAAAGGUCCAACUGCAUUGUUUGUAACACACUGACAAAUGAGAAAUGGGGCUGGGAAGAGAUCACCUACGACAUGCCCUUCAGAAAAGAGAAGUCCUUUGAGAUCGUGAUCAUGGUGCUAAAGAACAAAUUCCAGGUGGCUGUGAAUGGAAAGCAUGUCCUGCUGUAUGCCCACAGGGUCAGCCCAGAGAAGAUAGACACACUGGGCAUCUACGGCAAAGUGAACAUUCACUCCAUUGGGUUCAGAUUCAGCUCGGAUUUACAAAGUAUGGAGACAUCUACUCUGGGACUGACACAGAUAAACAGAGAAAAUAUACAAAAGUCUGGCAAGCUCCAGUUGAACCUGCCAUUUGAAGCAAGGUUGAAUGCCUCCAUGGGCCCUGGACGGACCGUCGUCAUUAAAGGAGAAGUGAACAGCAAUGCCAGAAGCUUUAAUGUUGACCUAGUGGCAGGAAAAUCAAGGGAUAUCGCCCUGCACUUGAACCCACGCCUGAAUGUCAAAGCAUUUGUAAGAAAUUCCUUUCUUCAGGAUGCCUGGGGAGAAGAGGAGAGAAAUAUCACCUGCUUCCCAUUUAGUUCUGGGAUGUACUUUGAGAUGAUAAUUUACUGUGACGUCCGAGAAUUCAAGGUUGCGGUAAACGGUGUGCACAGCCUGGAGUACAAACACAGAUUUAAAGACCUAAGCAGUAUUGAUACCCUAUCAGUUGAUGGUGAUAUUCAUUUGCUGGAUGUAAGGAGCUGGUAGCUACCAUGACUGCCGAAACCCUCGAAAUACAAAAUGGCUUAUCCAAUA
Mastomys coucha (southern multimammate mouse) is the source of this 1393-nucleotide messenger RNA. It is a transcript of the gene Lgals8, whose product is annotated as galectin 8. The record is from RefSeq and is a predicted model, not a curated record. Bases 395 to 1345 code for a protein of 316 amino acids. Gene Ontology annotation, molecular function: carbohydrate binding. Lineage: Eukaryota; Metazoa; Chordata; Mammalia; Rodentia; Muridae. The transcript has 10 exons.